GCGGCGCGCUGUGGGCGGGGAUGGGGGGCUGGAAGGCGGGCGGUGGAGAAGGCGAAGGCGCUCCCUUCCCGCGCCGUUCCUCGGCCGGCCUGAGAGAAAUUUUCUGAGGCGGCGGCGGCGGCUUUCGUCCAGGGUCGGGGGGGGAGGUGGCCAUGGCGGGACUUUGCCCUCCCGGCGGCCUGGAGCAUUUGGAGCUGGGGCGGCUGCGGGACCCGCCGGGCAGCGGCGGCGGCGGAGCUUCUCCUCCUCCUCCUCCUCCUUCUUGCUCGCCGUCGCCGCCGCUCUCGUCUUGCUCGAGGCAGGCCUGGAGCCGGGACAACCCGGGCUUCGAGGCCGAGGAGGAGGCGGGCGAAGCGGCCAGGGCGGCUGGCAGGAGCGCGACGGCGGUGGCGGCGGGGCCCGUGCUGCAGAUGGGCGUGGUGGAGUGGGGCCGAGGAGGGGCGCCUUCGCCCUCGGAGCCCAGCGCCGACGCCCGACACCCAGGAGGGCCCGCCGAGAGCGGGAGGCAGCGGAGGCGCAGGCGGCGCGGCGAAGAGGAGGAGGGCGGAGGGGAAGGCGAAGGCCAGCGGCCUUGUUCCGCCGGAGGCGCCCCGACGCCGCGUUUCCCUCACGAGGAGGCGGGCGAGGAGGUCGCCGAGCAGCCGCCAACUCGCCGCCUCGCCUGGGCCAAAGGGAUGGCGCACCGCCUGCGAGGUUUGUGGGGUACUACCCUAAUGGAAGAAACCACAACCAGAGAGAGAUAUCUGAAAAGUGUUUUACGAGAAUUGAUCACGUACCUGAUUUUUCUCCUGGUCUUGUCUUUCUUGUCAUAUGGGAUGGUGAGUUCAAAUAUGUACUACUACACAAGGGUGAUGUCACAGCUCUUUCUAGACACACCAGUGUCAAAAAUGGAGAAGACCAAUUUUAAAACUUUAUCUACAAUGGAAGACUUCUGGAAGUUCACUGAGGGUCCUUUGCUAGAUGGCCUGUACUGGGAGAUGUGGUACAACAACAGAACCGUGGCAGAGAACAGGAGUUUUAUCUACCAUGAGAACCUGCUUUUGGGAGUGCCUCGCAUUCGACAGCUGAAAGUGAGGAAUGGCACAUGUUCAAUACCUGAAGAUUUAAAAGAUGAAAUUAAAGACUGUUACGAUGUUUACUCUGUGAGUAAUGAGGACACGGCACCAUUCGGGCCUCGCAAUGGAACCGCUUGGAUUUAUACCAGUGAAAAAGAUCUGAAUGGAAGCAGCCAUUGGGGAUUGCUUGCAACUUACAGUGGAGCAGGCUAUUACCAGGAUCUGUCCAGAAGCAGAGAAGAGACAUCUACGUUAAUUCUUGGCCUUAAGAACAGCUUGUGGCUUGAUAGAGGCACACGGGCAACAUUUAUAGAUUUUUCAGUGUACAAUGCAAACAUCAAUCUCUUCUGCAUUAUCAGGUUAUUGGUGGAGUUCCCACCAACAGGAGGCCUCCUUACAUCUUGGCAAUUCCAGCCUGUGAAGUUGAUCCACUACAUUUCCACUUUUGACUUCUUCCUGGCUGCCUGCGAAAUUGUCUUUUGUCUUUUUAUUCUUUAUUAUGUGGUGGAAGAAAUCCUGGAAAUUCAUAUACACAGACUCUUUUAUUUCAGGAGUCUUUGGAAUUGUCUUGAUGUUCUCAUUAUCGUGCUAUCGGUGGCAGCUAUAGGAAUUAAUAUAUAUCGAACAUCUGCUGUGGAUAGGUUACUGAAGGAGCUGCUGGAAAAUCAAAAUAACUUCCCAAAUUUUGAACCUUUAGCAUACUGGCAAACACAGUUCAACAAUAUUGCAGCUGUCACCAUGUUUUUCGUCUGGAUUAAGCUCUUUAAAUUUAUCAGCUUCAACCGAACAAUGAGCCAGUUAUCUACCACAAUGUCACGAUGUGCCAAAGAUGUUCUUGGGUUUUCCAUUAUGUUUUUCAUCAUUUUCAUAGCCUAUGCUCAGCUAGCUUACCUUGUGUUUGGUGCACAAGUUGACGAUUUCAGUACCUUCCAGGACAGUGUUUUUACUCAGUUCCGCAUCCUGUUGGGAGAUUUUGACUUUACAGAAAUUGAAGAAGCUAACAGAGUUUUGGGACCAGUUUAUUUCACUACAUUUGUGUUCUUUAUGUUCUUCAUUCUUCUGAACAUGUUUUUGGCCAUCAUCAAUGAUACAUACUCUGAAGUCAAAUCGGAUAUGGCACAGCAGAAAUCUGAAAUGGAACUGUCGGAUCUUAUAAGAAAGGGUUACACUAAAGCCAUGGUGAAAUUAAAACUUAAAAAAACACCAGUUGAUGACAUUUCAGAGAGUCUGCGACAAAGCGGAGGCAAAUUGAACUUUGAUGAGCUGCGACAAGACCUGAAGGGAAAGGGACACACUGAUGCCGAGAUUGAAGCCAUCUUUACAAAGUAUGACCAAGAUGGAGAUCAGGAAUUGACUGAGCUGGAGCAUCAGCAAAUGAGAGAUGAUUUGGAAAAAGAGAGGGAGGACUUAGAGUUAGACAGAAGCUCUCUGAAUCGUCCGCUGAGCGGCCGUAGCUUCCCACGAAGCCUGGAUGACUCUGAAGAGGACGACGAUGACGACAGCGGACACAGCUCCCGGAGGAGAGGCAGCAGCUCGAGCGGGGUUUCGUAUGAAGAAUUUCAAGUGUUGGUGCGGCGAGUGGAUCGCAUGGAACAUUCCAUAGGCAGCAUUGUUUCUAAGAUUGACGCUGUAAUCGUGAAGCUGGAAGCCAUGGAGAGAGCAAAACUGAAAAGGAAAGAGGUGCUGGGGAGGCUGCUUGAUGGGGUCACAGAGGACGACAGGCUGGGCCGUGAUAAUGAAGUCCACAGGGAUCAGAUGGAGAGACUUGUACGAGAAGAGCUGGAGCGAUGGGAAUCGGAUGAUACAGCAUCCCAAGUGAGCCACAGACUGGGAACUCCAAUGGGGCUCAACGGCCAGUCCCGGGCUAGGAGUUCCCGCCCUUCUUCCUCACAGUCCACAGAAGGCAUUGAUGCCGGAGGAGGUGGCAACAAUGUCCAUGUCUAGUAGACUUUUUCCUUUGCCUACAAAAUUAUGAGUAUUGCCCACAGUUAGUGAUUUGGCUAAGUCACAGGAAGCUCUAAGAUAUGCAGAGGCAGGUUCUGUAAGCAGAGACACAGCUGAGCUGUUGAUGCUUUUUAAAAUAUAAAUUUGGGAGACUAAGAAG
This is a messenger RNA of Lacerta agilis (Sand lizard), 3159 nucleotides long. RefSeq names its product polycystin 2, transient receptor potential cation channel (gene PKD2). Lineage: Eukaryota; Metazoa; Chordata; Lepidosauria; Squamata; Lacertidae. The record is from RefSeq and is a predicted model, not a curated record. Gene Ontology annotation, cellular component: membrane. The coding region runs from base 153 to 2999 and encodes 948 amino acids. Gene Ontology annotation, molecular function: voltage-gated calcium channel activity; muscle alpha-actinin binding; calcium ion binding. Gene Ontology annotation, biological process: potassium ion transmembrane transport; release of sequestered calcium ion into cytosol; detection of mechanical stimulus. The transcript is spliced from 15 exons.